Ornithorhynchus anatinus (platypus) is the source of this 2156-nucleotide messenger RNA. It is a transcript of the gene SLC30A4, whose product is annotated as solute carrier family 30 member 4. Gene Ontology annotation, cellular component: plasma membrane. Gene Ontology annotation, molecular function: zinc ion transmembrane transporter activity. Lineage: Eukaryota; Metazoa; Chordata; Mammalia; Monotremata; Ornithorhynchidae. The record is from RefSeq and is a predicted model, not a curated record. Gene Ontology annotation, biological process: response to zinc ion; zinc ion transmembrane transport. The transcript is spliced from 8 exons. The coding region runs from base 70 to 1521 and encodes 483 amino acids.
GCCUGUGCCCUUUCGGGUUGUGGCGUAGCCCAGGCAGGCGGGAGAUGGCAGAGCGGAAGGCAAAGCAGAAUGGCACGGAACAAUCCGAAAAUGAGUGACCCGCCUGGGCUAAAGGCUUCAAUAACCCCCCAACACCAAGAGGGACCCGAGACAACGCCCGAGCAGACGGGGAAGAGGGCCCCACGUUUCCACUUGGAAACCCAAGGGGCUCCGGCGUCUCCGGCUAUGGCCCGGGCCGGGGCCUGGGGCCGCCUCAAGUCCCUGCUGAGGAAGGAUGACGCCCCCCUGUUCCUCAACGACACCAGCGCCUUCGACUUCUCGGACGAAGUCGGGGGCGAGGAGGACGUGCCCCGGUUCAACAAACUCCGCGUGGUGGUGUCGGACGAUGGCUCCGAGGGGCCGGAGACGGCCGCGAACGGGGCCCGCUCGGCCUUCCAGGCCGACGACAUCUCCCUGCUGGACCCGGACUGCCCCACCCCCGUUAGCCAGCGGGCUCUCAGGGGAGACCCCUGUGACACCUGCAGCAGGCAGAAGGAACUGGUGAAACAGAAGAAGGUGAAAACCAGGCUGAUCCUCGCGGCCCUUCUCUACCUCCUCUUCAUGGUCGGGGAACUCGUAGGUGGAUAUAUUGCCAACAGUCUAGCGAUCAUGACAGACGCACUCCACAUGCUAACGGACCUUAGCGCUAUCAUCCUCACCUUGCUCGCUCUGUGGCUGUCAUCCAAAUCGCCGACCAAGAGAUUCACCUUCGGAUUCCACCGCUUGGAAGUGUUGUCGGCGAUCAUUAGCGUCCUCUUGGUUUAUAUACUAAUGGGUUUCCUCCUGUUUGAAGCUGUGCAAAGGACUCUCUACACGAACUAUGAAAUUAAUGGAGACGUAAUGCUCAUAACCGCAGCGGUCGGAGUCGCAGUUAACAUAAUAAUGGGAUUCCUGCUGAAUCAAUCUGGCCGCCAACACGCUCAUUCCCACUCGCCUCCAUCCCACUCUCCUCCUACAGGUCCUGGGCACGGGCCGGGCCAGAGGCACGACAGCCUGGCGGUGCGAGCGGCGUUUGUCCACGCCCUGGGGGAUUUGGUGCAGAGCAUCGGGGUGCUGGUAGCCGCCUACAUCAUUCGCUUCAAGCCAGAAUACAAGAUUGCUGACCCUGUCUGCACUUAUAUAUUCUCAGUACUUGUGGCGUUUACAACACUGCGAAUCAUAUGGGACACUGUAGUAAUUAUACUGGAAGGGGCACCCAGCCACUUGAACGUAGAUCAUAUAAAAGAAGUCUUGCUGAAAAUCGAAGAUGUUUAUUCAGUGGAAGAUCUAAAUAUCUGGUCUCUCACUUCAGGAAAAACCACUGCCAUCGUGCACCUACAGCUAACUCCAGGCAGUUCUCCCAGGUGGGAGGAAGUCCAGAGUAAGGUCAGACACUUGUUGCUGAACACAUUUGGGAUGUACCAGUGCUCUGUUCAGCUUCAGAGUUACAGAUCAAAAAGGAACAAAACCUGUGCAAAUUGUCUGAGCAACUCCAGUGCCUAAUUUUGUAUCUGGGGGACGGGGGCCCUGCUGCCGUACCCCUUCGGAUCUCGCAGUCGAAGACUCCCAAGCAAUAAAGAACGCAAACCGAAAAGGAGCCGACAGGCCGGACCGGUGUCAAGAAGCGGGAUCGCCGAGAGCACAGGUUUUCACCUAACAAAAGCACAAACUCCCCGUUUGAUAUUGCCAUUCAGCGAUCCUUUUAUGGUGAUUAUUUUUUUUUCUCCAAACCAAGUUGUGACUCAAAUACCGUUUACGGGAUGACACAAUUCUGCAAAUACCUCGUGGAAAACUUUUCGAGAUGCCAAUCGUACAACAGGGCCCAUCCCCUUAAAGGGUGCUUCAGAGAUGGCAGUAUUGGCGUGAAGGAGACUUUCAGCCAGCCAACUAGGUAGAGAAUCGAAUUGACCGAGGACAGAAGUUUGUGUUUACGUGGCUUAGACACGGGCACACGCUAAAUCAGCUGACCUUUAAACCAUUAACUGUUUCUCCACCUGUCGUAGAAGGGUCUGUUCAGUACAGAAGUAAUGACAUCGUGAGUAGAAGUAAGCAUGAAUGCCCAAGGGGUUUGAAAGAAUGUUUUCUUGCGUAAUAAUUGAGAAUGUCGUAUGUUUUAUAAACAACUUCCUUUUUCCAGA